CUCUACUUAGCCCUAUAAGAUAUUUUCUGCCCUCUUCUACUAACUACUAUUCUUCCUAACACACUAUUAAGGCUAGGUGUGCUCUCUUAACACCCGUUUACCCCUCCUUACAAACCCUCCCCUACCUUGUGUGACUGGCAAUUCCUCGCCCUCCAACAAAACAUCCCUGAGCUCACCCGCAAUGUCCCUCGCACGCCUCACCCUCCGCUCCUCUCGCGCCAUCGUUGUCUUUUCCCGCCCCUUCUCCGCCUAUGUUCCCCGUCUCAAAGACCUCAAUGAACGUGGCAACGACACAACCACAGAAUGGCGCAAACGACAGACCGCUAAGUCAUUAAACCCACAUUUUACAAACACUACAAGCACUAUUGCAAACAAGAUGCUGAGCGUGGGUAAAGAUGCACCGCCGCCGGAAAUGCUGUCAAGUGCGGAUCCAAAGUUUGUGCCGAAAGACGCGUUGCCGGAGAAUAUGGAGAGGAUGACGGGCGUUACGCACGCAAGUGGGAGGGGUGAUGCGGGUGUUAGCAGGGAAGGGGAGAAUGAAGCGAAUGGGGGAAAUCAAGAGCUCGGGGUCGGUGAGCUCGAGGGCGCGACUUUCAAGGUAGAGCCAUUGCGAAGGACGGGUGAGGAUGAGGCGACGAUGAAGGCGAGAUUAUUAUACCAGUCCCGCAAACGCGGAACCCUCGAAUCUGACCUCCUUCUCUCGACCUUCGCCGACGCCUAUCUAGGCAACAUGACCCUCCCUCAACUCCAACAAUACGACCUCUUUCUCGACGAAAACGACUGGGACAUCUAUUAUUGGGCGACGCAAGAACCAUCUCCCACAUCUACAGAAACUGCGGAAGGUUCUAGUAGUAAUAUGGCGACGAGUGCGGCGCAGGGGAAGGAUGAAUGGAAAAGAGAACCUGCAACAGGGGAGUGGGCGCAGACGGUCGGAACAUUCAAGCCGGCAUAUAGACCGGUGCCAUCAAGGUGGAGGGGAAGCGAGGUUUUGGAGUUGUUGAGGAAGCAUGUUAAGGAUAGGAGUGUGGGGAGUGUUAGGGAAGGGGAGGGGAAGGCUGGGGGAAGUGAGAAGGGGAAGGGGACAGGGGGUGGGGGCCUGGGGAUGAUGCCCGAUAUUAAGCAGUUCGACUAG
Molecule: messenger RNA, 1132 nt
Organism: Lindgomyces ingoldianus
Lineage: Eukaryota; Fungi; Ascomycota; Dothideomycetes; Pleosporales; Lindgomycetaceae
Product: DUF339-domain-containing protein
Exons: 2
Coding region: 182-1132 (316 amino acids)
Biological process (GO): mitochondrial electron transport, succinate to ubiquinone; mitochondrial respiratory chain complex II assembly; tricarboxylic acid cycle
Cellular component (GO): mitochondrion
Source: RefSeq, a predicted model, not a curated record